Molecule: messenger RNA, 234 nt
Organism: Phycomyces blakesleeanus NRRL 1555(-)
Lineage: Eukaryota; Fungi; Mucoromycota; Mucoromycetes; Mucorales; Phycomycetaceae
Exons: 2
Coding region: 1-234 (77 amino acids)
Source: RefSeq, a predicted model, not a curated record
AUGCAGCGAAAGACAUUGUGGGAAUCCUACAAGGCACUCAACCCUCGCACACGUGUUUCAAUUGGCGUUGCUGGCAUGGCUUUUGCAACAGCCGGCAUGUUCAUAUCUGACUGGCUUGAGGAGUCUCUCCCACCCACCGAAAUAGAGAAGCAGGAGUUAGUAAUGAUGUCUCCCAUUGUCGUUGUUGACCACGAGUCUCCAAAGAAAGCCACUGACCAAAGUAUCAGCCAAUAA